Molecule: messenger RNA, 1362 nt
Organism: Thalassophryne amazonica
Lineage: Eukaryota; Metazoa; Chordata; Actinopteri; Batrachoidiformes; Batrachoididae
Product: transmembrane protein 74
Exons: 1
Coding region: 107-1231 (374 amino acids)
Source: RefSeq, a predicted model, not a curated record
UUACGCGCAGGUUUUAAUAAACCCUCGAACCACCUUCUUUUUUUUUUAUGCUUCAUUUGCAGAAGCGGAUGUAUUUGACUAAAAAGGCGAGUCGGCACCUGUUCAGAUGGCUGAUGUCGAACUUUUUUACUUUGAUCACCUGAGCCGCCGACCUGAACCGAAAGGCGCGUCCGUGAUUCUAUACGGCAUAACCGGGGAAAGUGGAACCUGGCACCGUCACGAGGUUUCCCCACCGCGGACAGAGACUAGAGCAGCCGCCAGCAAAGGAAAUAAAUCAGCCGCCUGGACAGAGACAAAGCUGAACGAUAAACUACAAAGAGCUUCAGAACCACGGACAGAGACAAAGACGGACGAAGAACCAUGGAGAGCUUCAGGAGCAUGGACAGAGACCAAGCUGGAGGACAAACUACAGACAGCUUCAGGACUAUGGACAGAGACAAAGGAGGACGAAGAACCAUGGAGAGUUUCAGGACCACGGACAGAGACAAAGACGGACGAAGAACCAUGGAGAGCUUCAGGAGCAUGGACAGAGACAAAGCUGGAGGACAAACCACAGACAGUUUCAGGACCAUGGACAGAGACAAAGCUGGAGGACAAACCACAAAGCGAUUCAGCCUCAUGGGCAGAGACGAGGCUGGAGAACCAAACGGAAACUUUUUUUUCCUACAGACACCAGUCUGAAGAAGAUCUCCAUCUCCAAACAUGCAGAGUGAGUCACUGCUUUCCAAGCACCUUCUACGAGGAGGAGAGGAUGGAGGAGCAGGAGGAGGAGAUCCCAGAACUUUAUUUGCUGUCUGAUGAAGACCUCUCCUCUGAUGGCUCAGGGAAGUCUGUGGAUUAUGGCUUCAUUAUUGCCGUCUCUUGCCUGGUCACUGGCAUCUCUUUGGUGGCCAUCUCCUACUCAGUCCCCAGGGACAUCCAGGUGGACCGGGACAGUGUGUCCGCCAGGGAGAUUGAAAGGCUGGAGUGGGGCAAAGCCCAGCUAGGAGCUCACCUGGAGCAGUGUGUCAUCGCGGGGCUGUGUCUGCUCACCCUUGGUGGUGUUUUGCUCUCCACCCUGCUCAUGAUCUCCAUGUGGAAAGGGGAGAUGAUUCGGAAGAAAGCCUUUGCAUAUUCCAAACAGGCAGCAAACUUAUACGGAUCGAUGAGUUUGAGAACAAGCUCCAGCCCAGCUCUGGGGUCCUCCUCACAUGUGUCAGAGGCUAAUGAAGAUUUAGAAGUGCUCAGCUGAAUUUCAGGACAGGGAACCUAAGAAGUACCCAGAACCUGUGAAAACUACUCGGGCACUCUGAGCUUGAAUACCUCCACCAGUGACAAAGCUGAGAGGUUCAUUUUUUACAAUGCAGCAGCUUCACCAACAUC